This is a messenger RNA of Durusdinium trenchii, 910 nucleotides long. Lineage: Eukaryota; Dinophyceae; Suessiales; Symbiodiniaceae. The record is from the annotation of a GenBank genome assembly.
UGAAUUGGAACACGAAAAAUCCUUUCUUCAGUUCCACCAUGCCGUUGGCCGAAGCUGGGAUGGCGACUGGUUUCGAUGACCUAGAUUUGCCAAUGCUGGACAAGCACCUGUUCACCAUGCUAAAUUUGGACGUGACGUUGCCAGCCGUGGGUGCCCACAGAAGCUUUGGCUUCAAAUUGCGACCCUCUGAACACCAGCAUGUCUUCGAUGUGCUUGAGAAGUUUCUGCAAAACCUUUUCCAAGAGCUAGACUUGGUGACGUCCGGUGGCCCAGAUCUCCAACGAGACUAUUUGGGUGUGCGUGAUCGAGCAGCGGCUAGCAUGGAUGAAUGGCAGGGUUUGGUGGAUGACUGGAAAGGAAGCUUAUUGACCAGGCUGGGCGACUUGGGGAAUGAGCUGACAGAGGUUAAGAAGAGCGAGACGCGUCUGCGACAGCUGUUGGAGCAGAAGGAGGCAGAGCUGUCUGAGAUUCGAGAAGAGAGCCGGAGCCUAAAGAAGGACUUGAUGCGAGUCAGGAGGAGGUGCUCUGAGGAGAGAUUAGAGAAGCUAGGGCUGAAUGAUCAAGGCGGCUCAACGCCGUCCACACCUUCGACCUCGGUGAUCGGCUUCUUUGCGAAGACUUUAGGCAAAGGCAUGUCCAAGGAAGGAUCCUUUGAUCUUGUGAACAGAGAAGGGCUGCUGUGGCUGCUUUUGUCCUCCAGUUUUGUGUCGCGUUGUGGGGUCGACUGGUACAAGAACAACAUGAAGAUGGAUUCACGACCCUCCAUUGCUGUGAGGGCUAUGCGUUCAAUGGCCUCCCGAGAGAUCCAGGGGAUUUUGCCCGGGGAAGUGGGCGAUACCCUCGACACGAUGUCGGAGGAUGACAACCUGCCGCCGAGCCCGCGUCGUGUCCGGGAUUUAGCAGACGCUGG